AGUAAGUCACUUAUGUUAGGUACCUUAUUACAGAUCAGUGCUGAGUUGGAUGCUGAUAAUGGGCUUCUAGAUCCGCCAAGUCCCGAAACAUCCAUACGGGGGACCCCAACAUAUCCUUAAGGCUUAUGUAGACCACAUUUCGCUAAUAGGGCUGUUUGCUGUUGGUAGACCGUGAUUUUAUUUUUCUCUCUUAACACCGAGGCGCACUUAGUCUUUGCUGUUGGUAAACCAUAGUUGACAACCACCACCACCACCAUAAUCCAGUAACGGUUAGAUCUCAACUUUUAUUAGGUAGUUCUUGGCGACUACAUAUACGGAUCUGACCAGAAAGGACAAAAGACAAUUCUUAUUAACGGUAAAGCUAUCCGAAUCUUUGCCGUUCGACAUGUAAUACGACCGUGGUACGUGCUUACAUGUAUAAUGUCAUUUGUAUUUUCGAUCGUACUCGUCUGAAUUUCAUCCUCCAACAACUGCGCUUCACGGUUCACGGGGACUGUCGAUAAUUCAACAGCGUCGCGCGACUCCAAGUCGCAAACAUGUUGUCCGCUGCUCGCCGCCUUCAAAUAUUAUGCCUCGCUCCGGCAGUCGUGUUAGGAGCGCUUGAAGUUGAUCUAAAUUCAAAAGAAUCCAUCAAAAAUGCCGCGAAACAGGUCGCCUUUGACUUGAUGACCUAUUAUGAUGGCAACGAAACAGGUCAUGUACCGGGCAUCUUGCCGGGACCGCCGCCGGACGGAGACUACUACUGGUGGCAAGGAGGCGCGCUUUGGGGUGCGAUGAUAGACUACUGGCAUUACACAGGUGACGAUACGUACAACGAUGUCACGUUCCAGGCAAUGCAGUUCCAGGUCGGCGAAAACGAGGACUACGCGCCCCGGAAUUGGUCGCUCUCACUCGGCAAUGACGAUCAGUCCUUUUGGGGUAUGUCGGCGAUGCUAGCGGCUGAAAACAAGUUCCAGGAUCCUCCUAAGGACAAGCCGCAGUGGAUUGCCCUCGCACAGGCUGUUUUUAACGACCAGUCCGCACCGGACCACUACGAUGGCAUCUGCGGCGGUGGUAUGAGGUGGCAGAUCGCCCCCACUAACAAGGGUUAUGAUUAUAAAAACACCAUUGCCAACGGUUGCUUCUUUAACAUAGCAUCCCGUCUGGCCCGAUACUAUAGCAACGAAACCUACGCGGAGUGGGCGAUCAAAACGUUCGACUGGAUUCAGAACAUUGGGUACAUCGACAAAGAUUGGAACGUAUUCGAUGGCGGCCACGUGCAGUACAACUGUACGGAUACCAACCGCCAACAGUAUUCGUAUAACGCCGCCAUCCUAUUGUCGGGGGCGGGUUACAUGUACGAAUAUACCAACGGUAGUAAAUUAUGGGAGGACCGGAUCAACGGGCUUCUGGAUGGUAUGGAGCGUAUAUUCUUCGUAAACGGCACAUUGUACGAGCCAAGUUGCGAGGGUGGUUUAUGUACCUCGGACAUGUUGAGUUACAAGGGAUACGUACACCGAUGGCUAGCCGUAACGACGCUAACAGCGCCCUUCACCCGCGAACGCAUCAUGAAGCUGCUCCGCUCAUCCGCCGAACACGCCGUCAAGCAAUGUACCGGCGGUGCCAACGGCCGGCAGUGCGGUUUCCACUGGACGACCGGCGUCUACGACGGCCAGACCGGCGCAGGCCAGCAGAUGAACGUUCUCGGCGCGCUUACGAGCUUGCUCGUCGAGGACGCGAACCCGCCCGUUACUAACAGCACGGGCGGCACCAGUAUCGGCAAUCCCAAUGCUGGAAAUCCCAAGUCUUCGUUGGUUCAGGAGGACCCUGUAACGACGGGGGAUAAGGCCGGCGCGGGGAUAUUGACUGCGUUCUUGCUUGGUACUACCAUCACCGGUGUCCUGUUUAUGGCAUUGGAUUGAACGUAUUUUCGUUCGUUUCUGUUUGAUUUUAGGGGCGUGUUAUGUAUUAAUCUCAUAUUUUAUUCGACAAAUUUUGUUCUUAUUUGUGCAAGAAUCCCUUAAAAUUUACACUUCAGUUAAGGUAUACGUUUGCAUUCGACCAGGUAUGUCUCCUACAUCAAGUAUGUACACUAGCAUCUCGGAAGUUAACUGUAGCAUAAAUACUACAUUGGAACUUUCAUCCUGGGUGUGAGGGCUGUUUGGCUCUUGUGAUGCUUGGCCGAACUCAGCAUUUUGAUCACUGUGCGCUCAAGUCCGAUACGUAAUACAGCGGAUGAUGUGAAUAGCAAAGACGGUAGAUGCCAAAAUUAUGAGGGGAACAGGUGACUGACGAUAGUAUGGUUAGUGAUAUUCUUGAUAUACCCGCUCUCUACAUUAUAGUCCUUCAUUGAGAAUUUCACAGAAAUCACUCUCUAAAGGUUUCCG
This is a messenger RNA of Daldinia loculata, 2366 nucleotides long. Its product is annotated as glycoside hydrolase family 76 protein. The record is from RefSeq and is a predicted model, not a curated record. The transcript has 5 exons. NCBI's taxonomy places the organism in Eukaryota, Fungi, Ascomycota, Sordariomycetes, Xylariales, Hypoxylaceae. Bases 537 to 1901 code for a protein of 454 amino acids. Gene Ontology annotation, molecular function: mannan endo-1,6-alpha-mannosidase activity. Gene Ontology annotation, biological process: fungal-type cell wall biogenesis; carbohydrate catabolic process.